Molecule: messenger RNA, 793 nt
Organism: Diuraphis noxia (Russian wheat aphid)
Lineage: Eukaryota; Metazoa; Arthropoda; Insecta; Hemiptera; Aphididae
Product: dnaJ-like protein 60
Source: RefSeq, a predicted model, not a curated record
UUUACUAACGAUAACAUUUUUUUUUUCCCAGUACCUAUUUAAAUUGUAUUUUUCAAUUUUUCAUUGCUAAGCACAUCAAUGCAAUUUACUUUUGGUGAAAUUAUUUUUACUAUUUAUUAGGUACCUUUUAUGUUCACUUAAAAAAUAAAUUAUGAACUAUGUUUUUAUUGUUCCUGUCACUCUUAAAAUAGUCCGACUUGGUUUCAAGGAUAUAUCAAUACGUUGCCAAUCAUCAAAACAAAAUUUGUCUUCUUACUAUGACAUAUUAAAUCUGAAACCAGGUUGUACAAAAAAAGAAAUACGUAACUCAUUUAUUAAACUCUCCAAAUUGAAUCAUCCAGAUGUCUGUGGUGCUUCUUCUAAUGAUAGAUUUGUACGUAUCAAUGAAGCAUAUAAUGUACUUAUAGAUGAAAACAAGAAAAAGUUAUAUGAUGAAACACUGGUAUACACUAAGAAUAAUAAUCCAAUUUAUUAUCAUUACCACAAACGUCAAAAUAGUGAAAAUUGGAAAGAUGCGUACAAUAAUCCAAAAAAUCAUUGGCUAGCAUCAAACAUUGCUAUUGCAGGUGUCUGUCUUUCAAUACUACUUGUUGGAUCCAUAAUUCGAUAUAAGGGUAUUAAAAAAUCUAUGUCAAUGCGAAGUUUAUUGAUGGAUGAAUCUGAUGAACGUUUGUCCUUUUUAGAAGAACAAAAAUUAAUGAAAAUUGAUAAAACCAACGAAGAGCUUAUAAAACUGUUUGAACAAAAUAUUGCAAAAGAAUAUGGUCAUAUUGUAAAAAAAUAAUUUAUUAUU